AUGGAAAGGGAGAUAGACAUGAAAUACAUGCAUGAAUGUAUUCAGCGACACCAACGGAUCUGGAAAUUUGCAACAGAGACAUCGACUACCUCAUUUACCGAAGCUGUGAUAACUGACUUCCUCUUUGGGGAACGGGAUGGCUCAACACUAGAGACUCUGGGAACUUUGGAAGAGUACAAAGUUUUAGAGAAAUGGACUGAUAUGGAAUGGCGAAAAUAUAUUAAAAAAUGGAUUUCUAACGCACAUCAUGUUUCCGUUCUAGCUAUACCUUCCGCCAAAUUGGCUACAGAUGUGAUGGAGGAUGAACACAAGCGUAUCGAGGAGCGAAAAGCCGAGUUGGGAGCAGAGGGGUUAAAGAGGCUCGCAGAGGCUCUGGAGAAGGCAAAGAGGGAUCAUGUUGAGGAACCGUCAACUGAUCUAAUGUCGGGAUUUACCAUUCCUGGUACUGAUUCAAUUCAUUUCAUUCAAACAUCUACAGCAAAGGCAGGUCAUGCUUUGAAGUCCAAACGCACCGAUAAUGAUACCCAGAAAUCAAUAGAUUCAGAUGGACCUGAAUUGCCUUUAUUCAUUCACUUUGAGGGUAUAACUAGUAACUUCGUGCAGUUGAUCCUGAUGAUCUCAACGGAGGAUGUGCCUCAUACUUUGCUGCCUUUACUGCCGUUAUACACUGAAUCCUUCUUUAGCCUGCCCAUCCAAAAGGGGAGUGAAAUUUUAUCAUUUGAACGGGUUAUUGUUGAUCUAGAGAAAGAUACAGUGGGCUACUGGAUGUCUCCAACUUACAACAACCCUGAAUCCCUUUCAAUCUCCCUCCAGGUAGAGGCCAACAGGUAUCAAGCCGCCAUAUCCUGGCUGAAAGAUUUAACAUGGAACUCAAUCUUUGCUGUUGACAGGUUGAGGGCUGUCACAUCCAAGCUACUCGCAGAUAUCCCAGAAGAAAGAAGAGAUGGAGAAGGUAUGGUGGAAGCUAUCGGGAUAAUGACACACCUAGGAGAAAAGUCCAUAUCUAGAGCGUACACGGCGCUCGUGAAAGGUCGAUAUCUAAAACGUGUCCAAAAAGUGUUGGCUACCCAACCAGAUAAAGUUGUCCGACAAAUGGAGAAAGUUCGAAAGUCACUUUUCCGUGUGGAAAACUUCAGAGUGCUUGUUAUUGCCGAUGUUAAAAAACUCACUGGCCCCGUCACGUCGUGGAACACAUUUAUAGCCGGCUUGGACACCUCAAAGGAGCUGAAGCCUGUGGUCAAUGUGGCAGAACGGCUAAGUGAUGCUGGCAGACACCUGGGCAAGCACGCCUAUGUUGUUCCGAUGAGGUCGAUGGAUUCUUCAUAUGCUGAGUCGAGUUCGAAAGGCAUUUGUUCUCAUGAUGACCCAAAAUUACCUGCAUUGAUGGUUGCCAUUGCUUAUCUGAACAUGGAAGAAGGACCAAUGUGGAACGCCCUUCGCGGGCCCGGGCUAGCCUAUUUCUUCUAUUUGCGAACGAAUAUUGAAAGUGGACUUAUACAUUUCAUGAUCCAUCAAUCUCCCAAUGCUUAUAAAGCUUUUGAGGCAGCAAAGACAACUGUCGAGGAUCUUCUCUCUGGUUGUAUGGAAGUUAAAUCAAAGAACGUACUGGAAUGCGCGGUUAGCACAUUGAUUAACCAGUUCGCUACUGAAAAACAGACUUAUUACGAGGCGGCUUUUGACAGUUUUGUCAAAGACACAAUUCUCAGCUUACCGAGUGACUACAAUGAGACUCUGUUGAAGAAGAUUAGAGAUAUUGAUAUGGGACAAGUAAAGGAGGCCAUACAUGAUUUCGUUUUACCCCUGUUUACCGCAGGAAUGACAGAUCUAUUUGUGACCUGUGCCCCAGCCCUCAAAGAGGUGAGGAACAUACUAUUCAAACUGAUUACACCCCCAGUCCACUAA
Trichophyton rubrum CBS 118892 is the source of this 1902-nucleotide messenger RNA. RefSeq lists its product as uncharacterized. The coding region runs from base 1 to 1902 and encodes 633 amino acids. NCBI's taxonomy places the organism in Eukaryota, Fungi, Ascomycota, Eurotiomycetes, Onygenales, Arthrodermataceae. The transcript has a single exon. The record is from RefSeq and is a predicted model, not a curated record. Gene Ontology annotation, molecular function: metal ion binding.